AUGUCCAUCGUCAAAGCAUCCUCCCCAGGCAAGGUGCUCAUACUUGGCGGUUACCUCAUUGUCGAGGCGCCCAACGUCGGCAUCUCCAUUGGCACAACUGCCCGCUUUGAGACGCGUGUGGCGUCACGGCAAGAAGCAGAUGAUGGGAGGUGUCACGUGCACAUUCUCUCGCCUCAGUUCGGCAAAGAGUUUACCUUUGAGUGCACCGUUGACAACACUGCAGAGCCAUCUGUGUCCGUCACGCAGACGGAAGGGCCGUCGUCUCCAUUCCUCUUCUACAGUGUCCUCUACGCCGUGGCGGCAGCACUAUUGAAAGGCGGCAAUAUUCGCAGUGUUCUCACACUUGAGCUUCUUGCCGACAAUGAUUUCUACAGCCAACGCAACUACUUGGAGGCGCAGGGUAAAGAAGUGAGUGUCGCUAACCUGCGAGCUCUUCCAUCUCACUUGCAUCUUGUGGGCAGCGUAUCCAAGACGGGACUGGGCUCUUCUGCCGCCAUGACAACAAGUGUAGUGGCGUGCUUGUACUUUUCCUUGUGCAAUAGCAACAGCGCCAGUGCAACAGCAACAGAGGAGGUGGAGACUGUGCAUCGCAUCGCCCAAGUUGCACAUAGCGUGGCACAGGGCAAAAUCGGUAGCGGGUUUGAUGUCUACACCGCGACGUACGGAACAUGCGCCUACCGCCGUUUUCCGGCUCAUUUUAUUGAGAAGGUCAUUGGUGGGAACGAGUCCCCUAAGAGUGUUGCUGUCACUGCUCUCUCAGACUGCUUUCAUCUGGACAAGGUGUGGGUUGAGCGUGUGCCAUUCCAGCUUCCUACGGGGGUGAAGCUUGUUUUGGGUGACGUGCAUCAGGGCGGCUCGGGCACACCAGGAAUGGUGUCCAAGGUCAUGGCGUGGCGGAGGUCUGUCUCUGACAACCCAGACAGUCUUUGGCAUCGACUCCAGAAGAAUAACGAGAAAUAUGUUGAGGCACUGCGGUCGCUGAUUGAAAAGUCUAGCAAGGAGGCAACACUUCACCAGGAGGCGGUGAAUGCUCUGAAGCAUGUCGUGCUCGCGCAGCAUACUCCCAAGAACGAUGCGGAACGACUUUGGGUCGAGGCGUCGGCCUGCGCUGCAAUGAGCCGGCGCUACCUUCGUGAGAUGGGGCAGGCUGCCAAUGUGGAGAUUGAGCCGAAAGAGUUAGGUGUCUUGCUUGAUUCCACCCUCGCCCUUCCAGGCGUUUUCGCAGUGGGAUGCCCUGGUGCUGGCGGCUACGACGCUGUGUUUGCACUUGUGUUGGGUGACGCCACGUGUGCGGUCGUCGAGGCGUUCUGGGAAGGAUACUCGGCCAUGCGUGUUUGCCCCCUGCUGGUGCGCGAGGAUGCAGGUGGACUGACGGUUGUGUAG
Molecule: messenger RNA, 1383 nt
Organism: Trypanosoma grayi
Lineage: Eukaryota; Euglenozoa; Kinetoplastea; Trypanosomatida; Trypanosomatidae
Product: putative phosphomevalonate kinase protein
Exons: 1
Coding region: 1-1383 (460 amino acids)
Biological process (GO): isopentenyl diphosphate biosynthetic process, mevalonate pathway
Cellular component (GO): peroxisome
Molecular function (GO): phosphomevalonate kinase activity; ATP binding
Source: RefSeq, a predicted model, not a curated record